AUGGCCCUCAAAACAAUCCCCCCCGAGGUCAGGAUGACCCCCCUGCAGGCCCUCAUCUGGCUCUCGUGCUGGGCCUGCUGGACCCUGGGCUCCAUGCAGUACUACGCGCUGCCCUUCACGCUCAGCAACGCCGCCACCGCGCUCAAAGUCGCCCAGACCAAGAUCUCCGAGGCCAACACCACCGCCAUGCUGUCGCGCUCGCUGGGCGCCGUCAUCUUCGGCGUCCUGGCCGACCAGUAUGGCCGGAAACUACCCCUGCUGGUCGAUCUGCUGCUUCUGGGCGUGUUUACGCUGUGCACGGGGUUUGUGCGCGACUACGGCCAGCUGGUUGGCUGUCGGUUUCUAUUCGGCAUCGCCUACGGCGGCACCUACGGCCUCGUCAUGGCCAUGGUCCUCGAGGCCGUUCCUCGCCGCACUCGAGGCGUCGUGGCCGGGUUCACGCAGCAGGGCUUUUCGGCAGGAUAUCUGUUCGCGUCGGGUCUGCAUCUCGCGAUGAAUACAUACGGCUGGAGAUCGCUGUACUGGCUGUGUGCCGGGCUCACCGUGCCGGUGCUCCUCCUCCGCACCGUCACGCCCUCCUACUCGGUCACCAGCCAGGCAGUCGAGAACGGCCAGGCCGACGCCAGGGCCGCAGUGGGCGGCAAUCUACCGUUUCUACACAAGCUGCGCUACGUCGUGCGCUACCAUCCCAAGGCGUUCGUCUACGCCUGCUGCCUGACGGCGUGCUUCAACACCAUGGGCCACGGCACCAUGGACCUAUAUCCGACGUUCCUGGUCACGCAGCGCAAGCUGGACAUCCGCCACGAGACCUGGGUUACGUGCAUCCUGCAGAUCGGCGGCAUCCUGGGCGGCAUCACCGGGGGAUUCCUAUCCCACCGGGUGGGAUUUUAUGCCAACUGGGUUGCUGCAGCCGCCGCGCUGCUGUGCGCCCCCUGGCUGCCGCUGUGGGUGCUGCCCACGCGCUGGAAUCUGCUCGCCCUGGGCGCCUUCUUCCUGCAGUUCUUCUAUGGCGCGGCCAUUGGCAACCUGGGCAAUCUGCUCCAGCAGCUGUGUCCGCAUCCAGGCAUGCGCGCUGCUUUUACGGGGGUAGCGUACAACAUUGGAAACGCUAUCUCGUCCAUCGCGCCAACGGUCGAGACGGCCCUGGGCGAGUGA
Messenger RNA from Rasamsonia emersonii CBS 393.64, 1155 nucleotides. RefSeq lists its product as uncharacterized. The transcript is spliced from 3 exons. Gene Ontology annotation, biological process: transmembrane transport; carboxylic acid transport. NCBI's taxonomy places the organism in Eukaryota, Fungi, Ascomycota, Eurotiomycetes, Eurotiales, Trichocomaceae. Gene Ontology annotation, cellular component: plasma membrane. Gene Ontology annotation, molecular function: carboxylic acid transmembrane transporter activity. The record is from RefSeq and is a predicted model, not a curated record. The coding region runs from base 1 to 1155 and encodes 384 amino acids.